GUACGAGUCUUUUUACGUGACUGAUGGCAUGAAUGAACGUCGGUGGAAUGGCAUUAGUGAGAUCCACAUACGAAAAUGAUGACUUGUCUUUUCUUUGCUCCCAAUGACCAGUCCCAACUUCCGCCAACGCAACAAUACAGGCUCGUCGAGCCACGAUGAAAGAAGAAGACACAGAGGGCACAACCAUCCAGCACCAGUAUAUUAGUAUCUAGCUAGCUAUCCAGAGAUCAACAUGACGUUCCUACGAUUCUUGUUUGCUUUGUCUCUGUUUCUUCAGGUCUCCUCCGUUGUGUCAGCUGGUACGCUCCGUGCUUCUAUUGGCGCUGGAGUGCGACACUUGUCCGAGGAGGACGCCGAGACAGAAGCUCCUACCAUGGAGCAAACUUGCGGGUGUUACGAGGAUGAACCAGAUUGCCUCUGCGACGACGAAGGAUAUGACGGCGACACACAAGCACCGAGUGGCGACGACGACGGCGGCUCUUGGGAAUGUCCGUGCGAUUGCAAACCAGAAGACAAGGGCUACCGACCUCACACGGUCAAAAUGUACGCCAUUCACAAGUCAUUAUUCAACGAUGAAGGCGGCGAUGAGAUUUGUGUGAGCACUACCGCCAGUGCAGCACACAACUACAAUCAACAAGCCCUUUGUGAUGAUGAAUGUCUCUUUCCCGAAGGUGGCGAGCAAGGUGAUGAAGACGAAGAUAACAAUUAAAACAGAAAGUAAGAACAACUGUUACUAGUAGAGAGUAAAAUCAAAAACUCUGGGAAACAAUACGGCAUAUCUACCGGUAACUAUGUGUUUCACGCAACACACUGCUCAGCAUCAACUUAGAAGAGCCAAGAUUAGCUAAAUAGUCUACGAAUUACAUGAUU
Molecule: messenger RNA, 870 nt
Organism: Seminavis robusta
Lineage: Eukaryota; Bacillariophyta; Bacillariophyceae; Naviculales; Naviculaceae
Source: the annotation of a GenBank genome assembly